This is a messenger RNA of Olea europaea var. sylvestris, 2100 nucleotides long. RefSeq lists its product as uncharacterized. Bases 1 to 2100 code for a protein of 699 amino acids. NCBI's taxonomy places the organism in Eukaryota, Viridiplantae, Streptophyta, Magnoliopsida, Lamiales, Oleaceae. The record is from RefSeq and is a predicted model, not a curated record. The transcript has 5 exons.
AUGCCACUUCGGAAUAUCAUUAUGGAGCUCAAUGAAAAUGUGUCGUUGCCUUGGUUGAUUCUUGGUGACUACAGAAAUGUUCUUAAGUUUGAUGAGAAAUGUAAUGGGGUGGAUGUUACCCCUUAUGAAAUUAAAGAUCUUGCAAAUUGUUGCCCUAAUGUGGCUCUUACAUAUGUGCGUUCUAUUGGUUGUUUUUACACGUGGACUAAUGGGUCGGUUUGGAGCAAAAUUGAUAGGGCUAUGGUCAAUGAUUUUUGGGUGCAAAAUGGGGCAUUUGUUGAAGCAAAUUUCCUUCCUUCCCAAUGCCUUUCCGACCACUCCCCAUGCAUUGUCUCGAUACAUGACCGUGUUGGGGCAAAACAAGUUAUCCUUUGCAAGAAAUUGAGAAAACUUAAGGGUGCUUUGAAGGAGCUUAAUUUUAAGCAUUUUGGGCAUAUUUCGGCUAGAGCAAGUGAGGCCAAAAAUGAUUUAGAGGCUGCCCAAUUACAGCUACAUAAUCAGCCCAUGAAUAUGCAUUUUCAGCUUUUGGUUGCGAAAUUGAGGAAGAAGACCGUUGGCUUAUGUGAAGCGGAACGUAGUUUUUAUUACCAAAAGGCUAAAUGUGUCUUCCUUAAGCAAAGUGAUAAAUGCACAAUGAUCUUUCACUCCAUCGUUAAAAGGAAUUCUAGGAGGAAUUUUAUGGCUACUAUACUCAAAGAAGAUGGGAGGUAUACUACAUCACAAGAUCAAGUUGCUAUGGAAUUUGUCAAUUUCUAUACUUCUUUGCUGGGGGAAAAUUGCCCUACUCGGUCUAUUGAGAUGGAGAUUCUUACUAAUGGUCCUUUGGUUUCUUUGGAAGAAGGCAACAAUUUGAUUCGGGACAUCUCUUAUGAGGAAAUUAAAAAUGCUCUUUUUGAUAUUGGAGAUGAAAAAUUGAGACCCAUUUUGGGAGACGUGGUCGAUCAUGCACAAGCUGCAUUUGUGGAAGCUUAUGAUUCGGUUUGUUGGGAUUUCCUUAGAGACGUUCUUCAUGGGUUGCAAUUCCCAUCGACAUUUGUUCAUUGGGUUAUGGAAUGUGUCACUUCUACAUCAUAUUCUAUAGCUUUGAAUGAGACUUUGCAUGGUUUUUUCAAAGGUAGGAAGUGUAUUCGGCAAGGUGACCCCCUCUCGCCUUUCUUAUUUGUGAUUUGUAUUGAAUACCUAUCAAGAUUGCUUAAAGCUGCCACGGAUGAUAGUGAUUUCAAUUUUCACCCAAAAUGUGGCCCCCAAAAGAUCACCCAUUUAGCUUUUGCGGAUGAUUUGAUGCUAUUUGUUAGGGGAGAUGUUAUGUCGGUAAAAAUUGUCAUGGAUUGCCUUUCAAAUUUUAGAUCGGCUUCGGGAUUAAGGUUGAAUGUUCUUAAAUCUAGCUUGUUUACUGCUGGAACUCAUGGACAGAUUCUUGAGGAUAUCUUGGAAUUAACAAGUGUUCCGAGGGAUAGUAUGUCAUUUCGGUAUUUGGGCAUCCUCCUUGCUUCGGAAAAACUUAAAGUAGGUUGUUAUGCUUUUUUUCUUGACAAAAUAACAACAUAUAUUGGUGCAUGGAAUUGUUCUACAUUAUCUUAUGUAGGCAAGAUCGAACUUAUAAGGGCGGUUCUUCAAGGAGUCGAAUGUUUGUGGCUCUCUAUUUUCCCUAUUCCGGCUACAAUUAUAUCAAGGAUUGUUAGCCUUUAUCAAAAAUUCCUUUGGGGAUCUAAAAAGUCAUUAGUUUCGUGGAAGUAUAUUUGCCUUCCAAAAGAGGAAGGGGGCCUUGGAUUAAAGGACUUGAAGAGUUGGAAUUUAGCGUUACUUGCUAAAUCCCUUUGGAACAUUCACAAUAAAAAGGACACUGUGGGUUUGGUUCGUCCUUGGAAGGAUCAUUCUUCACUAUUCAAAAAACUACUGGAAAUCAGGGACAUUCUUCAUGUAAAUGGUGCUGCCCAACAGUUUUUAACUUGUGGACAGCAAGGGGAGUCGGGUCACAUGGUGGCUGGAAUUUCCCCAUCUCGGCAUGAUGUUUCUGGCCGAAAUUAUACUGCUGGGAAUGCACAGAAUUGGGGGGUAACUGGGCAGCAUCAUAGGUGGGCAGAAUGCUUCAUUCAGUAG